Messenger RNA from Thamnophis elegans (Western terrestrial garter snake), 1382 nucleotides. RefSeq names its product syndecan 1 (gene SDC1). NCBI's taxonomy places the organism in Eukaryota, Metazoa, Chordata, Lepidosauria, Squamata, Natricidae. Gene Ontology annotation, biological process: cell migration. Gene Ontology annotation, cellular component: cell surface; membrane. The record is from RefSeq and is a predicted model, not a curated record.
GUAGGUGAAGGUUAGGCUCUCUUCCCUUUGAUUUAGAUUAGAAAGAAGGCAAAAGAGUUCUAGCCUCGCUUCCUUCCCAAAGCGCCCUUUUUUUCCCCCAUUUCUUUUUUUGCAAGCGAAGCGAAGGCGGCGGAAAAGAAACAGCCAAGAGCCAACCUUGCACCGGGUUUUCUGUUUUUUUGCAACGCGGCUGCUGCUGCUGCUUUCACGGACGGCGAAGGAUGAGGUUCAGCGCGAUAGCGGGGCUGAGCGCCUUGUUGGUCUUUGGCUUCCAAGCCGUCUUCGCGCAACCAAUGGACAUCAGUCUACCCCCUGAAGACCAGGAUUCAUCUGGAGAUGACGAUGAUUCAUUUUCUGGUUUAUCAUCGGGUGCAGGCUCUCCGAUAGAGGAUGAAGUGAUUGCCUUCAAUGUCCCAUUACAAAAAAGCACAAAUACUUCUUUGAUGCCUGAAGUUUCUACCAGCUUGACAGAUACUCAAACAAAGUUUCAAGACGAUAGCCCUGAGGAAGAUUAUUCAAGGGCACCUAUCUCUACAGCAAGCAUACCUGGGGUUCCAGAUAUUGAUCUCAUAUCCAAGGAGCCACCAAUAACUCCCGGAGACUUUGACUCCGUUAUGGAGCCAACAGAACCUGCUGUGUUGACAACAAGCGUCCCAGGAGCGCAUCACGUUUCCACGACCAGAAUUACAACUUCUCGUGCGGCUAGCACAGUUAAUUUAAUUGAUAUUCAAGACAUAUCUAAUAUCGACGAAACACACUCGUUUGCCAUGGGGCCAGAAAGCGAGAGAAAUUUGAAUAGUGCCCUACCCACUAUAGUGUCUUCUACUGCUCUAAUGGAUAAUACUCCCCUACCUGAAAAUGAUAUCUUCCAAGAAUAUGGAUCUGGUGAUCAGGGAGAUUUUAUAUUUUCAACACAUGAUGAAAAUCAAAUGAAUGUAAAAGACGUUGCAACAGAAAAUAGGAUGGCCGAUACAGAAGCCAAGGAUGCAAAAUCUGAAGGAUUAAUGGACAGGAAAGAAGUACUAGGAGGAGUCAUCGCUGGUGGACUCGUAGGCUUACUAUUUGCUGGAUUCCUAGUUGCCUUCAUGCUAUAUAGAAUGAAGAAAAAAGAUGAAGGAAGUUACUCAUUGGAUGAGCCAAAGCAAUCGAACGGAGGCUAUCAAAAACCACACAAACAAGAAGAAUUCUAUGCAUGAGCACCCUGAGCGCAAAUUAAAGACCGUUUUCUUUUCUUAUUCCUGGACAUCAUGAGUUCUCGCUGCGUUUUAAAAGGGGGGAAAAAAGCCAUGAGACUGAAUCGUAAGGCUCUGCCUCCUUGCCAUUGGGAACUAUAAUUUCUCCAAAGUCAAUCGGGAUUUAAUAAAAAACCUUACCUGCUUUCU